GAAUGAUAUAGAAAGGCUCCAGUGGCACCAUUAGACAAGGCGGGGUACUUAAAAGUCGAGAGGUGGCAAGCUUCAACCAACAUUUGCAAUCAUAGACUUAUAAUUAUAACGCAAGCAUGACUGUGCAAUUUUGUUAAAUAUGCUGACUCAGCGCUCACCAUACAAAUAAGUGAGAGUAGUCAGCCAAAGGCCUGCUGGUACUUAAAACAAACUUAAGGUGAGUGGUUUAAAAGUAAGACACUUUACUAGAUGUGUUAAAAAUAAUGUUUAAAUGCUUGGUUUUAAAUUGUGAAAAAUAAAGAGGUGAUAUUUUUUGAUUUUCUUGUUACUGCUUUAAAUUAUGUGAAACAUACCAUAAUCAUUUUUUAAACCAUGGUCAUCUGGGCUUUAUUAACCAAACAACAACACGCUUUCAUGUAAAAACUUCUGCAAGUCAAAGGUGCACCUAAGGUGGGGAGGUCAUGUAAGGUCAUGAUAUAAUUUCUGCAAAACCUUGAUGGGAGGGUCCUGCAUGAUAACCUCACAGGCAUUUGCUGCACUUUCUCACUCCAGGCUUUUACUCUCUGCUGGCACAUGCAUCUUUUGGCAACCUGAUAAUUCCUACAAAAGUUUAAAUAGCUGACAUUCAAUCCAAAACACUUGAACAUAACAAGCUUGUACAUCAUCAAAACACAUGGUAACUAGAAAUAUUAUGUGUCAUAUGCUCAUCUAUGUAGGCCAUCAUCCAACACUACUACGGUUGAACUAAAACAUGAUUCUUUUUGGGCUGAUACUGAUGGGUCACAUAACAUUGAAAAAGCCUGCUGUUGUUUAGUCUUUCUUUUGUCUCUGUGUCCAUCUAAUCUCAAAAAAUCUUUUAGAUACAGUAAUAAACAAAGCAUUAAAGCAUACAUGCUAGCACCAGCUGGCUCCUCUGUUUUGAUGAUGUAGCCUAUGUUUAAAUGAAAAAAAAAAAAUUAUUUCUGUGCUACAGCAGAACCUUUUUUGUUCAACUCUUGUGCAUUUAAAGUAAUUUUUUUCUGUAUUUCUAAGGCCCAUCCAGGGGGAGGCAUUGCAAAUGGACUAAAUAUGUAGUCUAGAUGUUUCAAAUUGUUUUAUAUGAGAAAGAAAGAAAAAAUACAAAUAAAGAAAGCUUAACUCGUCUCUAGCUCAGCAGAAGUUAGGCCUUCUCUAUAAUUCUAUCAGAGGCAGCCUGGCUUUAUGCCUGCUGGCUCCUGACCAGCAGCUUAUGGACCCGCAGAUAGCAGCAGCUGAGAGACUUUAUCUGUAAAAGCCUCCUCUACACUGCAAGGAAACUUCUGACACAUCAUUACUUCUUCCUCUGUAGACGUGCACAAGGGUAAUACAUUUCUAGAAAAUAUCAAGAAAUCACAAAAGUUUGCAAAUGUGUUUUAGAUAUUAAAGCCUGGCUGUCACAAACUUUCCUCAGUCGAACAAAACAAGAGUACUUAUUAGUGGUAUGAGGAUUCGGAGAGAGAAAAUGUACUCAAUCUUUAUUCAUAUAGCAAUAAAUGCUAUCUAAAGACGCUUAACAAGAAGAGCCGUACUAGACCAUACUCUUCCACUGUAUUUACGAGACCUAACUUACAGAUGGGAUGAGAUCAAGUCCGGUCUUGAGAGAUCACUUCCACUACAAUCACAUCUGUACCUACAUGAGUGCAGCACUUUGCAGCAUCGAGCAAGUUACAGUGGAGAAGAUAACUUCCUUUCAACAGGCAGAAACCUUGAGCAGGACCAGACUAAUGUAAGACAGUCAUCUGCUGAGAGGGGAAGAGAUGGUGGAACAAGUCAAGAUACUUUACAGGAUGAGCGUGAUGAUAAUAGACUGGUCUUGGCCUGAUUUAAGGCAAACUAAAGUCAACAGGUCUAUAACGAUAGCUUAGCAUUGAUAGCAUUCACACUAAUGAAGUUUAGGUAUGGAGUUUGGAAUUAACAGUUGAAGCAGAAAAAAUUAAUAAGUUCUGUAAUUACCUUUGGCUUUAAUACAGUGGCAGAAAUGGAGACACUGAUGCUUCUAAAUUAACAUUAGCAUUAUAACAGUAAUAAUAAAAGGAGAGGCUGACACUAAUCAGUUAACAUUAGCUUCAUAAAAGUGAUGAACAUGGAAAGACUGAUGCUGAUAGUUGAAGCAGUUGGACAGCAGGUCCACGGCAACCAUCCAGAGGAGCCUAUGGCAUAAGCGAGCUCACAGACUCUCAAUAAACUGCUGUUAGAGACUUUAAUGGGACAUGAUGAUUCAAAGUUAAUGACUCACAAGCAAACAGAGGACAAAGAAGAAGGGAAGGAUUGUUAAUGAGCUAGUAGCUUUGGCCUAGACUAUUAAAAUGAUCUAAUAUCUGGUCAAUCAAAGAAAACAACAAACCAGCCGCAAUUGUUGAAGCUUGAACUCUAACAAAGGCCAGAAGGAGAGCACACAUCAAACCAAUUUUAGGACCUUUACAUUCGAUACCUGAUAGUUUUUUUUUGUUGUUGUUGUUUUCAUAUGGAUUGAAGUUCUUUUAUAAGUUUAUAAGGCACUGCUAGUCUAAGAACCGAAACAUACUUUCCGAUCCUCCAGCUUUUCUCUUUUGAUUUUCUUCAAAGUAGAACUAAAGAUGCUUCUUUCAGUCAUUACUCUCCAAGACUCUGGAAGUUUGUUUUUGUUUGUCCUCAACUAUCAUCAGUCUAUUAUUUAAAGCAACAAAAUUACAGAAACCAAAAGUCCAGUACAGGAGUUUUAAUAACUCAUAUCUAUUGCUAUAUUGCUGCUCUCAUUUAUAUCUAACUUUUCUGUAGUUUUCUAGUAAUUGACCAUAUAGGGGAGAGUGAGGAAAGAUGAGCCAUUUUUCAUGUUUCAGAUCACUACAUCAAGGCAAUCAUAGUUUUGUCUCUCACUAGUGAAUCUGCAUAUAUUUCAAGAUGUUGUGCAUCCCUGCAAACCAACAGAAUGAGUGUAAACAUAACUGUCUUGAUAAUAUAGCAUGCCAAACCACUGGCUCAACUUACCCCAGUAUGGGGUAAGUUGACCAUAGGAGUGGGGUAAGUUGCUGUAUCCCUACUACCCCCACACUCUUCACCCCAGCCCUCCCUCACCUUCUCUCUCCCUAAAUAACAGUCACUUCUUAACAUUCAUGUGUAUAUUUAUUUAUCAUUCUUUUAUAUGCUAUUCAACUGGUACAAUAAUUCUUUUUAUUAUUAUUACAUAUAACUGUUAGAAGCUGUUUUGUAAAAAGUCAUUUUAACAUGAGAAUGCCUUUAAGUGAUUCAGAACAUUCACAGCUGUAUUUUUGAAAAGAAAAGUAAAAUAUUUCAACAAUCUGAACUGAAACUCUGAUCCUCUCAACAGACUUCUUUACUUUCUCAGUUGAACCACUGGCUCGACUUACUGCUGGCCAAAUGGCUCAACUUACCCCAGAGCUACAAUUAUGAAUUUAUUAGUCGUCUAAGCUAAAAUGGUGGACUUUUAUGCUAGGUUUUGACCUCAAAGAUACCACAAUUGGUGUAUAAAACAAGUUUAAAAUGAUCUUUUUUGGUCUGAACACAAUUCUAAUAAAACUUAUGACAAACUAAAUUCACUUUCAAGAGUGAAAAAUGUUUUUUUGGAAAUAAAUGUCUAACCCCUUCACCUAUGUGCUUCUAACCUUCACAGACUCCAUGAAUUGAUGCCCAUCUCCUGAAUAUUUGGUCACAUUAUCUUUUUCUUUAGCCAUUUCCAAACAACAGGGGGGUGGCUCAACUUACCCCACUCUCCCCUACUGUAUAUUGAUGCCAUUUUUGGUGUGUUUAAUUAUCUUUAAUUUUGUUUCCUUUUUCUAUUCUAAUUGCAUAUAUUUUAUUGCUGUUAGUGUUAGUGUGCAUUAGUCUCCACUUUUCUGUUUCUUUACGCACAUAAACAAUAGUAAAGAGAUCUCAUAAAAUAGCAUUUUUAUUUUCAAGUAAGGCACACACACGUCAACCUAGAACUGAAGCACCCAAAAGGUCCACUUGGUCGGUGGUUUACCCGAGGUGGUCAGCCACACUGGUGAUAUGGUGAUAUGGCAGGGAUACCCGCUGUGACGCACGUCAGCCGCUCAUGCAGAUAGCGCAGCAGUGGUCGUGGGGACCCCACCCUUCCCUGCCAGUGGACCGAUAACAACGUGGUGUAAAUCUUUACCACUAACACCUUGUUUUCGUCAUCAAGACAUUUUUACCCCUCUUUUCUCCAAACUACCUGCGUUUUUGUGUAAACCGGCGACAAAAUGGUCGACUAACAACUUUUUUACGCACUAUCCGACGCCUUUUCUUCACCUGAACUCACCAAACAGACGUACCUCCGCAGUCUGAACGAGAUAGACUGAGAUGCUCUCAAAAAAAGAAAAAAAGCUGAUCGCAGAAAUAUGGGAAAAAGUGACUCCUGUGGCAGAAGAUAUUGGCUCAGACGCGCUUCUUAGGUAUGUUCAAGCUCCAAAAUACUCAAAAUACUUCUUAACACUUGGAAUAAACUAUUACUAAUCACGUUCAACUGUGUCUAUUAUUUAAAAAACAUGAACAAAAGCUGUAUGAGAGUUUGUCAUGUUGAAGAGUUGAAACGACUGUGACACAGCCCAUGACUAGUGGAUGUUAUUAUUUUUAUAUUUUGAUGAUGACUUGGACCUGAUUUAAAGCCAAGCUUUGUUGAAAAUGAGUUAGCAAAUCAACCCUGCAUGAGACAGGUGUGCAAAAAAGAGCUGCAAGUUAACUUCUCUUCAAAUAAUCAAAAUGAUGAUAAUAGUGAUGAUGGUGGUGCUAACUGCAAGAUGCUAAAGAUGCUGUGUUAAUGCUAACUGCUGCAGCGUUUUAAAGUAAACCUUUAUCAGGUAGAAUAACCUGCUUCAAGAGAUCUCAGAAAAACAGCCUUGUUCUCCUCUCACUGUAUAUGGAUUUAGUACAUGCAUAUUAAGAGUGCAUGCACAUGUCUACCGUUGAUAAUCACUGCAAAACAAAUGAGGCAUUACAUCAUUUCAAAACCCCAAACUCUGAAAUCCUUCCAGUGGAGCAAGCAUACUCUAAAGAGCGCUGCUGGCUCCAGAAAUCUUAUAUUUUAAUAAUUUAUGUGUUGUUAAGGGCAGGUAUCCUUGGAAACAGGACUUAGAAGAACUUUCUGCCAUCCAACACCAGCAGACACCAGCAGAUCCAGUUUGAUCAAGUCCAUUCCAGGAUUAUUCAGAUUGCCCAAAUUGUACUUGUCUGUCUCCAUGUUUGACGGAUGCAGAGUGAGGGCAUACUGCCCCCUGCUUUCUGGUUCUGUGCCCUACAAAUAAGUUUCUGACUGAGAAAAUAAUUUUGACAGCGCCCCCUAGGCUGUUCACAUGCUGAUGUGUCCUUGGGCAUGACUCUCGACCCCAUCUGACCCCGCUAGCUGCACCCAGUGGUGUGAAAAGUGCUGUUUAAGCAUAGCUGUUUACCAUCUUCAUCAGCUCACAGUCAGCUAAAAGUCUCCUCACUUCUGCUCAAUGAUCACCAAUGCUGGAAAUAACCAUUCAUGAAUGUAUGUUGGAAAUUAUCGGCCUGCGUGUCCUUUACAUUCCCAGUUUGGACAAACUAUGCUUCUGCAGGAUUGGAUCAUUUAAUGUUUUGUGCUUCAGACUACACUGGCCUCAUUCUCAGACAAAAACUUAGUGUUAUGAACUGAAAAGCCACUUGUGCACCCACAGCAUCACAAUGGUUUAUACAGCGUGUUAAACGAGCCACUCAUUUAAACUUUAUUUUCCAAUUUUUAUCUUAUGUUUCUCUGUCUGGUUUAGAAUUUUGUUGAAAAAUAACUAAUGUUUCAAGAUGAUAACAUAUUCUUUUUUAAAAUAUAUGAAUUAUCCUUUUCUUGAGCAGGAUGUUUACCACUUUCCCAGGCACCAAGACUUACUUCUCCCAUCUGGACAUCAGCCCUCGCUCACCUCACAUGCUCUCUCAUGGGAAGAAGAUUGUUCUGGCCAUUGCAGAGGGAGCCAAAGACAUCAGCCAGCUGACUGUCACCUUAGCUCCUCUGCAGACCCUACACGCCUACCUGCUUCGGAUAGACCCCAGCAACUUUAAGGUACCUUACCAAAGCAAACUGAUCUACUAAAUCACUGAUAUGUCUUUAUUUAUAAGGCGAUUCUCAAUGCUCCCGUCUUAUUUGUGUCAUCUCACAUUGGGAAUUGGGAUCUGAUGGAACUGGUUUCUCUGAAUGUUUAGAUGAAAGUGUUGGAGGGAGAUGCAUCAGACUAUAGAUGCUUUGAAUGAUGACUCUCUGCUGUAUGAUUAAAAGACACGCGGACACGUGUUUUGGAUGUCUAACUUUUUGGAACGCUGAACUGCAGAUCUUGGUCAGGGCAAUCUUACAAAAAAAGAUUUUGUGACUUUCUUGGUUAUAUAAAAUGAAAUAAAAUAAUAAACUAGUUUGAUGACUGAAUGCAGCUGUUAAUUAAUCAAUGUAACCAGCGUGGUAGAGUACACAGCUCUGUAUUUAUGUGUAUGUGACAGAUAUGACAGAUUCUUAUCUGCAUUUCUCCAUAUGUAAACAGGCUUUUUGUUGAAAUCAAGGACCAACAGGUCAAACUUAAGAUAAGUGAGAAAAAAUUUAUGAGCAACCAGCUGCAUUACAUUUAUAGGUCUGCAGACGAGACAGUUACUCUCUGAAGGUCCCCAAUAUAGACUCAAAGGUCAACAAAACAGACUGUAUGAUAGAACUGACAAAGCAUAUCCCAGUGUUUGAAUUUUGUUUUCAUGAACUCUAACUGAAACCAGUAUUCAAUCGGUAAUGAACCUUUUUUUUUCUCUCUGCAGCUCUUUUCACACUGUAUGCUCGUGGCCUUGGCCUGCCACAUGGGCGAUGACCUCACAGACGUUGCACAUGCAGCAAUAGACAAGUACCUGUCAGCCUUCUCAGCUGUGCUUGCUGAGAAAUACAGAUGAAAACCAAACAUAUAUGGAGCAAGAAUGACACCUUAUCAUAUGAUAUAUUCAUGUUUGUGUGUAUGUUUACUGUGCAAUGUUUUUUUUUUUUAGUAAUAAAACUGUGCAAAUAACACAUUUCCUUCUCCUUGUUACAGGGUUGUACAUAAACUGCUGACUGUUUCUGAGCAUGGAUUGAUAGUGAUUUUUUUUUUGUAUUAAUUCAGGUCUUAUAAGGAUGAGCCUUUAGGAACUAUCAAUAUGUUACAGCAGGCUCUCAGUAAUUGUAUGUAAAGGUUUUCUUCUUGUCAUUGUGAUGUAAGUUGUUAUCUUAAAUAGACCAAUAUCAUUACCACAAAUUAAAAACUCAACAAUGUAACUAGGCUAGUAUUUUUUUUCCAUACAUAUUGACAUGUUGAAUUAAGGAAAUGCUGUUUUGAGUCUUAUGAAUUUUUAUUUAUUAUUAUUAUUUUAUUUUAUUUUAUUUUUUCAAUUAAAACACAUCAAGGCUUAUAAUAAUGUGAAGUAAGCAUUUUCAUUUACAAAGUGACCAAACUAAGCAAAUGCCAGAAUACACAUAGUUUAUCAUAUUUUUCUUCAAGCCUCAUGAAUAAAAAUUCCAUGUACAUACAGUACAGGCCAAAAGUUUGGACACACCUUCUCAUUCAAUGCAUUUUUUUGUUUUCAUUACUAUUUAAAUUGUAGAUUCUCAGAACUAUGAAUGAACACAUGUGGAAUCAUGUGCUUAAGAAAAAAGUGUGAAAUAACUGAAAACAUGUAUUAUAUUUUAGAUUUCUUAAAGUAGCCACCCUUUGCUUUUUUGAUAGCGCUGCAAACUUUAGCUGUUCUCUCAAUGAGCUUCAUGAGGUAGUCACCUGAAAUGGUUUUUACUUCACAGGAGUGCCUGAAGUAACCCUGACAAGGUACUUCUGUCAUCAAGAGCAAAGAGUGGCUAUUUUAAAGAAACUAGAAUAUAAAACAUGUUUUCGGUUAUUUCACACUUUUUUUAUAAGUACAAAAUUCUACAUGUGUUCAUUCAUAGUUUUAAUGCCUUCAGUGACAAUCUACAAUGUAAAUAGUCAUAUAAAAAAAAAAGAAAA
Molecule: messenger RNA, 7967 nt
Organism: Xyrichtys novacula (pearly razorfish)
Lineage: Eukaryota; Metazoa; Chordata; Actinopteri; Labriformes; Labridae
Source: the annotation of a GenBank genome assembly